Molecule: messenger RNA, 783 nt
Organism: Cutaneotrichosporon cavernicola
Lineage: Eukaryota; Fungi; Basidiomycota; Tremellomycetes; Trichosporonales; Trichosporonaceae
Exons: 1
Coding region: 1-783 (260 amino acids)
Source: RefSeq, a predicted model, not a curated record
AUGGCCCUCCCGACUCCCGAAGCGCUUACGUUGGCGGCAAACGUAUUCCACGCCGACGUGGACGCAUGGCUUCCCACCUCAUUUGGAGUUACGCGGACAGAGAAGGAGAAAGAGGCCGAAUGGGCCUCGGCGCGCGCGUUCGGUUCCCUCAGAGGUGCCGACCGGUUAGGACUAGGCCACCCCGACGCCCAAGACCCCGAGGCGAGGCGAGCGGCUCAGGUUUCUCGGGCGGGGGGAGAUAUUCUUAAAAAGGCGUUGAAGCGCAAAGCGGAGGAGGGAACACCAACCCCGAUCCCUUCAAGUUUGAGUGGGAGAGACGAUGACGACGACGAGAGCCGGUCCCGCGCAGUGGCGAGCAAGAAACGCAAGACAGCCGACGCCUUCAAGUCCAAAACCGCCGUGCACCCUCUGCUUAAUCUCAAGAACCCGAUUCCGGGGUACAAUGCGCCGGCUGAGGCCAAGAAGGCCGUCGUCAAGGAGAAGAUGGUGGAGGUGGACGAUACUGUGAACGAGGCUGCGGCGCUCGCUGCCAGUCUCAGUACGGGUAGCGCGACUAUGCGCGUUGUGGGCAAGAGCGCGCCGUCGUCGAUGUCGGGGCCUGGAUCGCCAGCAGACAAGACGUCACCGAGCUCGCCAAAGACCAACACUGCCUCCGCUGCCUCGGUGGCCGGCUCCAUCCUCACAUCCGAGACGAGCGACACAUCCCAGCCGCAGCCCCAGAGCAAGGCUGCGUUGAGGCGGGAGAAGCGCAAGGCUGCCAAGGCGCGCAAGGCCGCGCUCUAG